AUGACGAAUUUCAACAUCCAGAUCAUUUCCGACACCAUCUGUCCGUGGUGCUACGUCGGGUACCGCCGCCUCUCGCGCGCCAUCCUCGCCCACCAAGGCCAACACCCCACCGACACAUUCACCCUCGACUGGCACGCCUUCUACCUCAACCCUUCCUCCCCCGAAUACCCCGGCGUCAACAAGGCGCAAGCCUACGGGCUGAAAUUCGGCCACGAGCGCACAGCCGCCAUCUUCGCACGUCUCGCCGCCGUCGGCGAGGGCGAAGGCAUCAAGUUCAAUUUCGGCGGCAACACGGGCAAGACGCGCGAUUCGCACCGCUUGCUCUGGUACGCGGGCCAAUUGGAGCAUGCGAAGCGGGGGACGGGGACGGGGACGGGGACGGAGGGCGCCACGGCGGUGAUUGGGGGUGUGCAGUCGCGGGUGGCGGAGAAGUUGUUCCGGGCGUAUUUUGAGGAUGAGAAGAAUAUCACGGAUCCGGCGGUCUUGCUGGAGGCGGGUGUGGAGGCUGGGUUGGAUGAGGGUGCGGUGAAGAAGUUGUUGGGUUCGGAUGAGGGGGGUGCGCAGGUGGAUGCUGAGGCCAAGAUGGCGUCGAUGCGGUUGGUCACUGGGGUGCCGUACUUUACGAUCCAAGGCAAGUAUGCAGUGGAGGGGGCGGAUGCGCCGGAGACCUUCUUGGAGGUGUUUGAGCGGGUGAAGGAGGAUGAGAAGGCUUGA
This is a messenger RNA of Penicillium diatomitis, 714 nucleotides long. RefSeq names its product DsbA family oxidoreductase. NCBI's taxonomy places the organism in Eukaryota, Fungi, Ascomycota, Eurotiomycetes, Eurotiales, Aspergillaceae. The transcript has 2 exons. The coding region runs from base 1 to 714 and encodes 237 amino acids. Gene Ontology annotation, molecular function: oxidoreductase activity. The record is from RefSeq and is a predicted model, not a curated record.